This is a messenger RNA of Macrobrachium nipponense, 5311 nucleotides long. It is a transcript of the gene Pex2, whose product is annotated as peroxisome biogenesis factor 2-like. Gene Ontology annotation, biological process: protein import into peroxisome matrix. Lineage: Eukaryota; Metazoa; Arthropoda; Malacostraca; Decapoda; Palaemonidae. The coding region runs from base 526 to 1407 and encodes 293 amino acids. The record is from RefSeq and is a predicted model, not a curated record. The transcript is spliced from 3 exons. Gene Ontology annotation, molecular function: zinc ion binding. Gene Ontology annotation, cellular component: peroxisomal membrane.
AGUUUAAUAAUGAGCUUUGCUCUGCACCAGACCACCAUGACAUUGGGCCUAAUGCUAUAAAUAAGGAUAGAAGUCAAGAGACCUUGCCUUUGGACUCAAACCCAAUGAAUAACUACUCCCAGAGCCCCCCAGCGAGUAGGAUAGGGGACAGAACCAUGGAUUCCAUUAGUGAGGUCAGUUUCGAAGCAGCACAAACUAUAUACGGUGAAGAUAGAAGACUACCAGAUAGUUCUCAAGGACUGUAUCUCACCCUCAGCAAAGCUCCAAUCAACUUUGAUCGCCUUCAAAAUUUAAAGGACCAGCUCCCAAAUGUCUUUUCCUCCUGAGGUUUGCACCAAAAUUGCUAUCAGCUUGAGGGACAGCUCCAUGCACAAGUCACAAUUCAGCAUGGAGAGAUGAACAACCAAGCAGCUAAAUAAUAAAGAAGUCUCUGUAAAAAAGAUACAGUCUACUAUUUAAAAUUAUCUGUUGCUUAUUUAAUAUCUGCAAAUUUUAUGGCUGUUCAACCUGGUAUUUUGUAUAAACAUGUCUAGCAGUGAUAAUUCAAAGAAUUUUAUCCCUAGGAUUACCCAACUUGAUGCUUUGUUUCUUGACAGAGAAGCAUAUUCACUAAUAAAAGAUCAGCUGUUAAAAACAGUAAAAUACAUCGGUCAGGGGUUGUUAACAAGGUUGGAACCAGAAAUUAGUGCAUCUAUUCAUUAUUUCAUUUUAAGGAACACAGUUCAGAGAGCAAGAAGUUCAGUAGGGCAGCAGCUCUUGCAGAUUAGGUAUGGAGAAUCAGUGGCUGCAUAUAGGCUUCAGAGAUAUGUCCUGUGUCUUGUACUUGGAAAAUGGGCAAAAUUGAGAGCUGGGGAUAUUGCCUUUGCUUUAACGAGAAAUGAUCAGACAAAACUUAAAGCUAGUCAGGUGGUUAGCUUCCUUGAAAUUAUAUUCAAAAUUUCUGAACUAGUCAAUAUACUAGUCUUUUUGUUCCAGGGAGUGUAUCCAUCCAUAUUGCAGAGAAUUCUGGGGUUAGAACAAGUUUCUUCUACCCCAGAAACUGUAAGAAAGAUAUCCUAUAGUUACUUUACAAGAGAAUUACUGUGGCAUGGUUUUGCAGAACUUUUGGCAUUUAUUUUGCCUCUUAUCAACAUACAGCACUUCCACAAUUUCAUGAGGAAACUUUUGCCGAGCUCUAGUGAAAAUGAAUUAGAUGGAGAUGAUAUUCCAGUUAAGUUUGGCCUAGAUACCACUUGUGCUGUCUGUAAUAAUCACCCUGUUCUGCCUCAUUCCUUUGGAUGUCAACACUUAGCUUGUUAUUACUGUAUCCACUCAUCUUAUGCUAUGGACCCAUCCUUUACAUGUCCAUUGUGUAAUCACAAGGUUGAAAAUAAAGUCCAAAUUGUACCUGCAUUUAUGUCAGUUUAAGGAAUAUCAUGGUGUUGCCAGUCUCAUACCUUAGAUGUAAGUCAAAAUAGAAUUAUUUUUGUAUAUGGGUAAUAAAUGUGGCUAUAUAAGGCAUGUAUAAAUACUAUAGUAAUUUGGUUCUUGUUCAUCUCUGUUUAUACUGUAAGGUACUUGUAAAAAAACUGCAGAUUACUCUAUAUUUAAUUGUUAUGUAUUCCAAAAUUUUUUAUGCAUUUCAGAAAAAUCCCAUGUGAUGCACUAUACAUAUGUAGUCAUUACUUAAGGUUUUGCAGAUCAUGUGAAGAUUAGUGAACCCAGGUUGAUUUUAAAAAAUAUAUACGCAUAUACAUAUACAGUGGAACCUCGACAUACGAAAGUCCCAACUUACGAAAAAUUCAAGUUACGAAAGCAAAGACGAAGAUUUGUUUGCCUCUGCAUACGAAAAUAAUUCAGGUUAUGAAAGGGUGUUACUGUAAAGUCCCGAGAUUUGCCUGGACCACCGAGAACAAUUUUAAAACUUGCGCGCCUCUAACUCUGUAGACUCGCCACCAUCCUCCCACUCUCCCAUUGGUUGCAGAUGCUAGUCACGGCCGUAAAAUCCUGCUCUCCUAUUGGUCAGCAUCUACCCCAUCAUGCUCUAUGUAAAGGCGUCGUUCGGCUACUCCGUCGCACCAGCGUUAUUGUACGCACGUAGAAUUCAUUCAUUCACAUAUACGAUUUCAUUUGUUAACGUAAAUUCGUGUUAGUGAUUUCGCUUUUGUGUGAGAAUUUAAUUAUUAACUUAAUUAUGUACGUAUAGUCAUGGGUCCCAAGAAAGUUGCUGAAGUUCACGGAAAGAAGAGGGUGCUUUCUAUGGAGACAAAGAUGGAGAUAAUCAAGAAGUAUGAGGCUGGCAUGCGGUUGGGUGUGAUCGCUAAGGAAUACGGCCGAAAUCCGUCGACGAUAGGCACCAUCCUUAAGCAGAAAGAAGCCAUCAAAGCAGCUACACCUUCCAAGGGCGUGACUAUUUUGUCCAACAAGAGGAGCCACGUGCAUGAUGAGGUGGAGAGGCUGCUUCUUGUAUGGAUUGAGGACAAAGAAAUCACUGGCAAUACAAUAACCAAGACGGCAAUCUGCCAGAAGGCCAGCGCUAUUUUCGGUGAUCUGAUUGCCCAGGCCGAAGACGAUGGAGGAGAAGGGACAUCGAUGGCAACCCCAGACUUUAAGGCUUCUGGGGGGUGGUUUGAUAAAUUCCGUAAACGGACUGGCAUCCAUUCGGUGGUGAAGAAAUUGAAAUUUUGUAAAAAAUGUAAAGUAUAAAAAAGUGAAAAAAAAGAAGUAAAAAUCAAAAAGACAAAAAAAAAAGAAAGAAAUUUAAUUUUAAGUUUUUUGUAAAGUUAAGUGUUAAUGUUUUCUGCUAUUUGUUAAUGUGUUUCGUAAAGUUUAGUGUUAAUUUUUUUUGCCAUUUCUUAACGUGUUUUGUAAAGAUAAGUGUUCAUGUUUUCUGCCAUUUGUCCUCCUCCUCUGACUACAUACGUAUGUACAUACAGUAUUUCUUGUACCAUGUACACUAAUGCACAUUAUUUACAGGUAUGUAGUACAUAGUAGUAUAUGUAGUUUAAGUUAGGUAUUGAAUGGUCCAAGUUGUUGUAUUUCAUUGUUUAUUGGUCAAUUUAGGUUUAUUAUAAAAUUUACUGGGGUGUUUUUGUAGGGCUUGGAACGAAUUAGGCAAUUUACAUGUAAAAGUGGUUCAAAAUACAAAAAAAUCAGGUUACGAAGGCCACUUCGGAACGGAUUAAUUUCAUAUCCUGAGGCACUACUGUACCUGAAAAAUGGAGAGAAAGUAUAUUAAUCCCAAUAUUCAAAGAGAAAGGGGACAUUCAGUGUUGUGAAAAUUACCGAGGAAUCAAGCUCAUGUCACAUACAAAGGUAUUUGAAGGAAUUAUAAAUGAAAGUUUACGGCAAGAAGUCUUCAUCAGCAGACAGCAACUGGGAUUCAUGAAGGGUCUAAGUACUGUGGUUGGUUUUUUCACGCUGAGACAAAUUAUGGAAAAGUACAGAGAGAAGCAAAAGAUCUUGCAUAUGGCCUUUAUAGACCUUGAGAAGGCAUAUGACAUUAGGAAAUAUGGAGAUGUCUCAGGGAGAGAGGAGUGAUGGAGAAGUAUUUCAGAAUGAUCGAGGAGCUGUAUAGAAAUGUAGGGACCAGUGUUAGAUCGUUGGAAGAACAGAAAAUUUCCAAGUUGGAGUCGGGCUACAUCAGGGAUCCGCUCUGAGCCCACUUCUGUUUAAUAUUACCUUGGAUGUGUUGACGGAGGAUGUCAGGGAGGAACCACCAUGGUGUCUGCUCUAUGCCGAUGACAGUCUUGGUAGCUGGAAACAGGGAAGAACUGGAAGGGAAGCUUGAAAGAUGGAGAUAUGCCUUGGAGAGUAGAGGUUUAAGGAUAAGCAGGAAAAAGACAGAAUAUAUGACAACCGAAUUGGGUGGCGACCACCAAACCACAAUCAAAUUAGGUGGAGGAAACAUCAAUAGGGUCCACAGAUUCAAGUACCUUGGCUCAGUGAUUGACAAUGAGGGGAACAUGGAAGAGGAAGGUGUCCGGUGUCAUAUGUGAUAGGAAAGUCCCUAUAAGAUUAAAGGGCAGAAUGCACAAGGCAGUGGUCAGACCAGCAAUGACAUAUGGAUUGGAAGCAGCACUACUAAAGAAAACAGAAGGCAGUAAAUUGAACGUAACCGAGAUGAGGAUGCUCAGAUAAGAAAUGAACAUAUUAGGGGUACAGUAAAGAUCACUGAAGCAUCAAAGAAAGUGCAAGAGGCAAGGUUAAGAUGGUAUGGCCACCUGAUGAGAAGAGAAGAGCAACACAUGAUAAGAGAAGUGAUGGACAUGGAGGUGGAUGGAACACAAAGGAGAGGAAGACCUAAGACCAGGUGGAGAGAUUGCAUUAGAGAUGAUAUGAGAGUAGGAAGGUAGAUGUAAGAGACUCAUUAAAAAUGGCCAAUCCGAUUAGGAAUAAAGCUGGGAAGAAAAAGAAUAUAUAUGUAUAUACAUGUUGUAUAUAAAUAAUAUGUAUAUUUUUUUUUUAAAUCAAAGUGGUAUAAUAUUAUCUUGAAAAAUAGUGGGUUCGCUAAUCUUGACAUGAUCCAUUUUUGCAGCAUCCGUGCUCAUAGCCACAACCACUUUUUAACUUUACUUUACAUCUCUUCCCACUUUCUUCCAUCUUGCUGUCCAAUCACUCCAACUCCUUAUUUCACCUUAGGUACUGAAUGGCUGAAGUUGCCUCAGUUCUCGGCCUUUUAGCCAAAUUUUCACAAAAUUAACUUUGAUCAAUUACACAUCAGAAAAAUUGAGUAUUGUUUUACUGUAUAGACAAUACAUAUUUUUGGGCUGCUGCACAUGUACAUAGUUUUUUUCUGAAUUUUGUUUAAUUUACAAAUACUAGGUUUAAGCCUUAUUUUAAAUUGAUUUUCUCAGAAUCAGAAGAUUAAUUCAUUAUACAGUGCUGUACUACCUAUAAUUCCUAUAAGGCAGUCCCCGGGUUACAACGGGGGUUCCAUUCUUGAGACGCGUUAUAACCCGAAAAUUGUCGUUAGCCGGAACAUAAAAAAUCCUAAGAAAAUCUUACUUUUAAUGCUUUGGGUGCAUUAAAAGCUAUGUAAACUGAAUUGUUAUUGCAUUUUUCAUAAAAAAACCUUCAAAUAUUAAUUAUUUUGCAUUUUUGGUGUUAUAUUUCUUCUGCCAGAUGAGCAUUGUAGGCGUCGUAACCCUGGAAAUAAUAUCUGAUGAAUAUAAUUGAAAAGCGCCUUAACCUCGGAACUUUGUAAGCCGAACCCGUCGUAACCCGGGGACUGUCUGUAGUUAUUGAACUACAGAUGCUCUUUUGGAUAAUUGCUUUUUAGUUGAUGACAAGAAGAGUAAGGUCGGAAAGGUUUAAUAAAUUUUUCACUCUC